AUGAAAAGAAAGCUCGAUGACAUAAGGCGAAUGCGCGUGAAUAUGAGUGAGCGCGUACUACUCUGUACCAAGGAGGUAGGUUAUUGUGGAGAAGAAGAGGAAGAUGAGGAGGGAGAUUUGGGAUCAUUUGGGAUUAGCUUCCAUCCCGGGGUUUGCAAUACAACAACCAAUCCCGGUGGCCCUACAAUUGAACUAAGCUACUACUCACUCAUCAUCAAAUUCCGACUGGCGGAUUCUGAAGCUAGAAAGUCACAUUGGAAGAAAAGUAAGCCUAGGCGACAGGCGUACGGAGGAAUCUACAGACCAAAUUCUCACCUAGGAAGGCAACAAUCCGCAUCUAUGACUCUGAUGCAAUGCUGUCGACGAAUUGAAAUUACAAGUAGGCUAUGGUUUGUGGCUUAUGUUUGUAAAGAGGGAACAUUUCACAAUACCCCGGCGGCUUGA
Molecule: messenger RNA, 444 nt
Organism: Sclerotinia sclerotiorum 1980 UF-70
Lineage: Eukaryota; Fungi; Ascomycota; Leotiomycetes; Helotiales; Sclerotiniaceae
Exons: 5
Coding region: 1-444 (147 amino acids)
Source: RefSeq, a predicted model, not a curated record